AUGUCACGUCCUCAGAAGCGUAUCAUCAGCACAACCGAUAUCAGAUUCACUCUUCGCCGCGUCUUCGGAAAGGAGGGGUUUCGCCCGUUGCAAGAGGAGGUCGUUAGAGCCGUUAUUGACGACUACGAUGUCUUCCUAUGUGCGGCAACAUCGUUUGGCAAAUCGAUCUGCUAUCAACUUCCUGCGGUCCUCUCACUAGGAGUCACCGUUGUUAUCUCGCCAUUAUUGGCUUUGAUGGAAAACCAGGUACACGCCGGACAAGCACUGGGGGUCAAAGUCGAAUGUAUCAACAGCCGAACUCCCUUCACCGAAAAGGUUAGGGUCGAGACUGAUCUACUCUGUGGCCAUCCGGAGACUAAAAUGCUCUAUGUCACCCCAGAGCUCUGUGCAACCGAGCACUUCCGAAAACUCAUUCUCAAAAUUCACCGUCAAGGUCAGCUGGCGCGGGUUGCCGUUGACGAAGCCCACUGCAUCAGCGAAUGGGGCCACGACUUUCGGCCGACUUAUAAGGAGCUCUCUUGGCUCAAGUCGACCUUGAGCUGUCCCAAUGUCCCAAUUGUUGCAGUGACAGCAACAGCAACAAAACAAGUUCGGGAGGACAUUUUUAGAAUCUUAAAGCUAGAUGGAAGCAAGACAAAGUCCUUUUCUACCUCGACUGCACGGCCAAAUAUUCACUAUGAAGUCCAGUACUUUUCCGAGUCAAGUCCCAUGAAUCACGAGGACGACAUUUUUCCUUAUCUUGUGUCGAGACUUAGAUUCAUGCAUCAGAGGCGAAUAACGAGGCUCAAACAUCUCCGCCAGAAAGACGCAGACGCGUCCAUGAGGCCGAUCACCGGCAUUAUAUACGUCCCAUUACGUGCCACUGCAGACUCGCUCGCCAGCAGGUUGGCCGCGAUCGGCGUCCGAGCAGAGGCCUACCACGCUGGUCUAGAAGCUGAACAAAGAACAAAAGUCCAAACAAGUUUUCUGCGCCUUGCAACCACGACUCCUCCCUUAAUUCUUGACAGCGAUGAGUCGAUAAGAUCUUCCUUCAAUGUCAUCUGCGCAACCACGGCCUUCGGAAUGGGCAUUGACGUCCCCACGACCCGCUUCGUAAUUCACUAUGGUCUCCCGCGAGGAAUGGAGGCAUUCACACAAGAGUCUGGCAGGGCAGGCCGGGACAACAAGGCUGCAUCAAGUAUUGUCCUGUACACACGGGAGGAGAAAGACCGAUGUGAGUUCCGUGCAAGGAAUGAUGCGAACAGGGAAAUGAACAAGACCAAAGCAGUGUCUCGCAUGCAGUCUUUGAAAAGCAUUAUCGACUUUUGCGAGAACACAGAAGUGUGCCGACAUAAAUUAGUGUCCAGGUACUUUGGAGACAAUAGUGGCACCGUAGAAUGCUACUUUGCUUGCGACGUUUGUAAGGAGGGCUCUGAGAACUUGAGGAAGCGCAAGGAUAGAGGACUGGCCACUGAGGAAGAGGCCUUUUGCUUCACGCAAAGAGAGUCCAUCACUAAUUAUGACUACGACUGA
This is a messenger RNA of Exophiala aquamarina CBS 119918, 1512 nucleotides long. RefSeq lists its product as uncharacterized. Gene Ontology annotation, cellular component: cytoplasm; chromosome. NCBI's taxonomy places the organism in Eukaryota, Fungi, Ascomycota, Eurotiomycetes, Chaetothyriales, Herpotrichiellaceae. Gene Ontology annotation, molecular function: 3'-5' DNA helicase activity; nucleic acid binding; ATP binding. The record is from RefSeq and is a predicted model, not a curated record. Gene Ontology annotation, biological process: double-strand break repair via homologous recombination. The transcript has a single exon. The coding region runs from base 1 to 1512 and encodes 503 amino acids.